This is a messenger RNA of Mauremys mutica (yellowpond turtle), 2476 nucleotides long. RefSeq names its product putative protein FAM172B. Lineage: Eukaryota; Metazoa; Chordata; Testudines; Geoemydidae. Gene Ontology annotation, biological process: regulatory ncRNA-mediated heterochromatin formation. Bases 125 to 1177 code for a protein of 350 amino acids. The transcript has 2 exons. The record is from RefSeq and is a predicted model, not a curated record. Gene Ontology annotation, molecular function: siRNA binding. Gene Ontology annotation, cellular component: nucleus.
GUCCUCACUUCAGUGCUACAUCCAACAUACUGUGGUCCUUGUGUACUUCCCUUCCUGAAAUACAUAUUCAUUCUCUUAUCUUCACCGACCUUCCCAAAGAUUGGGAGAAUCCUAGGUGUUGCAAAUGGAGCAGGAGUUAAGCUUCAGGAAACUAGUAGAGAGUUCAGAGUGUCCAGAACAACUGAAAUACGACUUCGCCAAAAAUGGUGAACUGAAGCAUCUAGAUACCAAUGAGCCCUUUGUCUUUAAUUAUUUCAAAAAUGCACAUGAGAGUAACCAUAAACGCUAUCAAGUUCUGGGGCAACUUAUAACACAGUAUGUUUAUGAGCUCCUGGAAAGAGUCUGCAAGCUUCAGAAAGUCCACAUCCCAACAGAUGCUACAGAAGAUGAACCCAGGAGUUUCUUUUUCAUCAGCGAGAAAGCAUUAACUAAUUCCUCAAGCCUAAUCGUGCUCCUACAAGACCGUGGAGUCUUUCGGGCUGGUCAAUGGGGGCUAAAGACCAUAAUCCAUGAGGGCCUGGACCAUGGAACUCAAAUACCAUUCAUUAAAACAGCCCUUCAGUGCUAUGGAGGAGUGAUUGUUUUAAAUCCCAAUGACAAUUUCAUUGAUCUGAAGAUGGAAGAUGAGUGGUUAAGUUUAUCUACCAAGGAAGAAUCUUCCACUGUAAAUUCCUCCUGGUGGAUCCCAAAAAGGUGCAGCAGCAGCUCCGAAGAGCACACUAUUUACAUUUGGGAUAAUUUUAUUUCAAAGAGCGCAGCCAAGAAUGUGGCCUUCAUUGCCCAUGGCUAUGGAGGUUUGGUUUUCAUCAACCUGCUCAUUCAGAGAACAUGGGAAGUGAUGAAUAAAGUGUAUUCUGUGGCACUUAUUGACUCCAUGCACCACACGUUACACCAGGUGAAAAAUAAUCCAGAAGUGCAAGAAUGGAUACAGAAACAUUGCCGUGAAUGGGUAACAAACAGUAAACCUCUAGAUAGACCCACAGGUUCCCUUGUGAAAGUGGACUGUCCUACAGUCUCUGCUGGGACCGAAAAAUACAGUUUAGCACCAUCCUCCACCUUACAGGCCAUUUUCAAGUACCUGAAGAGCACACUGAAAGCUAAGAACACAGUAACUUUAUCUCGUUCUCCUAUUGUAACAAGGAGCAGUAAAAAUAAGAAGAGAAACAAUACAUGCUGAAGUUUUUCAGGACUCUUCUCUCUCUUUAAAACCACUCCAUGGAAGCUUGAAACUGAAGCUGCCAUGUUGGUUUCCUUGCACUGCAGAGUGAUUUAUGGCCAUAAGGGUGGUAUUGCAUUUCUGAUUUUAAAUGUUGUUGAAAAACUAAUUGGGAGAACAAAUAAAGUUAUCACCAAACAUUAGAAAAGUUUGGUCUUUUCUUUUUGGAAGCUAAUUCUUGCAAUUUCAAAAAAAUAAUUCAUGGGAGCUUUAAACUUGAGCUCUGCUGUUAUUCCUGCACUUUAAAAUGGUACAUAGUAACGGUGUGAAGUUGAGCCAGAGUUUACCUGUGUUGAUUCUGGAAGCUUAUGUUGUGAAGUCUGUGCAUAUCUAAGCUAAGUAGAUUUUGUCAGCAAAAAAUCCGUAAAUUUCACUGUAAAGGGCAAUUUGGCAUAUGAGAUUAAUGCUAAAGACCCCACAAAUCUAACAUUAGCCUAUCCACUCACCUGGCAAUGCCCAGCAGUUCCUUAUAUAUUCCCCAAUAUUUUUUCCAGUCUUGUUUUGGAUGUCUCAAGCACAGGGGCUUCUACUGCUUCCCUUUAAAGACUAGUCUGUCAUCUAAAGAUUCUUCACUGAACCAUACAUUACCACCUUCCUCCAGUCAGAGAAAUGAGAUAAUCUAAACAUAAUAUACAGUGGACCAAAUUUAUUAUCAGUGUCACUCCAAUGAAACCAGUGAGAUUACUCUAGUAAUUAAUUUGGCCUCAUUUAACUCCUUUUCAGACUGAAUUAUUGCGGUGGAAAUACUGCAGUGUAGUUACCUGGACGAAUUAAAAAAAAAUAGAAACUUGGCAUAAAAAAAAGCAACCUGUAAUUAAAAAAUGACCAUAUAUGAAAAAUUACAUUACUGUUUCUCCCCUUUCCUCGGCAGUCUCAUUUCAAACUGGGGUUGGGAGCAUAGAAAGAGCUCUUUACACCUCCAUAGUCAGAUUGUGCAAACUGAUUGAAUCUCGGCAUGUUGGCAAGUAAAAUAACCCCCAUUAUUUGUAUAGUAAAUGGAAACAAAAUGGCUAUUCUUGGCUCCUAUUUGCAUCAGUGGGAGUUAAGGAUGCUCAAGUCCUUUCAAGAUUGAGCGUUAAAAUAUGUCAGAACGUUAAUGUUUAGUUGUGGCCUCAGUUUCCAUUUUGGCCAGGAUCUUUUGAGGGUAUGGUUGUGCCUGAAGGAUGAGUAAUACUUUCCCUCUAUCCUUUUGCUCAAUGGUACACUUAACCACGCUCUGCUGCUGCUUCUAGGAAUUCCCACUCCACUGCUAGCAAUAAG